AGGUUGCAAAUUUUCUUCUACAGGCUAUAAAAGAGUGGGUUUCCCAGGUAAAAGUCACGGACAUACAAAUGGACCGCACAUACAAAAUGCACCUGGGCGUGCUGUGGCUGGCGGUGUUGGCCCUCUCUCUCCCUGCGCUCUCUCAGUGUGAACCGCUAUUUGUUCUGACUGCGCCAAACCUGCUACGGGUGGGCUGUGAGGAGAAAGUGUUUGUGGAAGCGCAGGAGUACACAGGAGGAAGCCUCAGCGUCAUAAUCAGGGUGAUGGAUUUCCCUGGCAAGUACCGAAACCUGUUCUCCAAAACAGUGACCCUGAGCGAAGAGAACAGUUUCCAGGCUCUGCAAGAAAUUCUGAUCUCUGAUGUUUUUGAAGAAGAAACACUCAGGAAACAGUAUGUCUACCUACAAGCAAUAUUUCCCCAGAAGAAACUGGAAAAGCCCAUUCAGGUCUCCUUCCAGUCUGGAUAUAUAUUUGCACAAACUGACAAAACCAUCUACUCUCCACUGGACAGAGUUAAUUACAGGGUGUUUGCUUUGGAUGCUGCUCUGAAGCCAACAAGAAAUCUUGUUUCUGUGGACAUCAUGACUCCUGAUGGAAACAUUGUCGGGAGAGAAAUCAUUUCUCCUAACAAUGGGAUCAGCUCACAACAGUACAGACUCCCAGAGACCAGCAGUGUUGGGACAUGGAAGAUGGUAUCCAGAUUCAAAAACAACCUGCAGAACUUUACCUAUGAGUUUGAGGUCAAAGAAUAUGUUAAGCCAAAUAUUGAAGUCACGCUGACACCAGAGAAGAAAUUCUUCUAUAUCGAUGAAACAGAACUGUCUGUUGAGGUAGCUGCAAGGUGCCUGUAUGGAGAGGAUGUUUCAGGGAAGGCGUUUGUGGUUUUUGGCGUGCUGACAGAGGAUGGUGAGAAGAAGAGUAUUCCUGCCUCUCUGCAGAGAGUGAACAUUGACUCAGGAAAGGGAAAGGCCAAGCUAACAAGAGAGCAAAUCCUAACGACCUUCCCAGACAUUAGACAGCUGGUCAAGCUGUCCCUGUAUGUGUCUGUCAGCGUCCUGACAGACAGUGGCAGUGAAAUGGUGGAGGGAGAGAGAAGGGGCAUCCAGAUAGUGACCUCACCCUACACCAUCCACUUCAAGAAGACCCCCUCCUAUUUUAAACAAGGAAUGCCUUUUGAUGUCAGGGUCUACGUCACAAAUGUGGACAACACCCCUGUGAAGUUUAUUGAGCUGGAGGUGACACCUGGGCCCAUUUUUGGCCGCACACAGGCAAAUGGGGAGGCAAGGUUUCUAAUCAACACCCAACAGGGGGCUUCCCCACUCCCGAUCACGGUGAAGACGAAGGCACCGGCUCUGACCAAUGAGAGACAGGCUGUGGCGCAUAUGACAGCCCUACCAUACAGGACGCAGGGCAGCUCCAAAAAUGACCUGUACAUCAGCAUCAAGAACAGUGAUCUUCAUAUUGGGGGCAGCUUGUCCGUCUACCUCACCCUUGUGAACAGUCCCAGUGUUCAAGCCCAGAUAAAGCAUAUUACAUACCUGCUAAUGAGCAAAGGGCAGCUCAUUCGUGCAGGGAGAUAUAAAGCACUGCACGGACAGUCACUAAUUGCCUUACAUGAGCGAGUGACCAAAGACAUGGUUCCCUCUUUCCGAAUUGUGGCGUACUACCAUGUGGGCACGGAAGUGGUGUCGGACUCCAUCUGGGUGGACGUUAAGGACAUCUGCAUGGGAACGCUUGAAGUCACCUCCACUAAACCGAAAGAUGUCUAUGAGCCGGGUAAGCUCUUCAGCUUGACCAUCACCGGUGACCCUGGGGCAAAGGUGGGCCUGGUGGCCGUGGACAAGGGUGUCUAUGUCCUGAACAAUAAGAACAGACUGACACAGGCCAAGAUCUGGGACAUCGUUGAAAAGCACGAUACUGGCUGUACGCCUGGGAGUGGCGCUGAAAGCAUGGGCGUUUUGUAUGAUGCUGGGCUGGCGUUUGAAUCCAGCGCUGGUGGGACCAGAUCCCGAUCAGACCCCAACUGUCCCAUCCAUCCUAAGAGUCGAAGACGGCGCUCCCUAGGUGAAGAGGAUGACGAAUACGUUAGCAACAGUGAUAUCAUUUCCCGCGUACUGUUCGCUGAGAGUUGGUUAUGGGAGGUGAUUCAUCUGCCAGAGUGUCCCCUUGAAAAUAGAGAAUGCAAGUCCACAUCAGUCACAAAGAGGAGUGUCCUGAGGGACUCAAUCACCACCUGGGAAAUCACCGCUAUCAGUCUGUCCGAGACUCACGGAAUCUGUGUGGCUGAUCCCUUUGAGAUAAAGGUGAGAAAGAACUUCUUCAUCGACCUGAAGCUGCCCUAUGCCGCAGUGCGUAAUGAGCAGUUGGAAAUUAAGGCGGUGCUUUACAACUACCUUGAGGAAAAUAUAAAGGUUCGAGUGGAGCUGAUGGAGACUGAGCAGGUGUGCAGCGCGGCCAGUAAGAAGAGGAAGUACCGCCUGGCCGAGGUGGACAUGGACCCCAUGUCCUCACGUGCUGUCUCGUUUGUCAUCAUCCCGAUGGCCCUGGGUUUGCACUCCAUUGAGGUUAAAGCCGCCGUCCACGACUCCAUCCAAACAGACGGUGUCAAGAAGGACCUUCAUGUGGUGGCUGAGGGACUCCAAACCAGACGGGUUGUGACAGUACCCUUGAAUCCGUCCAACUACGGUGGGGUUCAGAUACAGAAUAUCAGUGUUGUGCAGCCGAUAUCUCAGGUCCCAGGCUCACCUAGUUACACCUACAUAAGUGUGACAGGUGAGCUGCCGAGGCCGACCAAUCAGAAAGCCAUCAGUGGUUCCCCCAUGGGUCACCUUAUAGCUCAGCCUAACGGUAAUGCUGAGACUAUCAUGAUAGGCAUCACAGGACCCGUCAUCACCACACACUACCUGGACAAAACCAACCAAUGGGAGAAAGUGGGAUUAGAGCAUCGGGCCGAAGCCAUCAACUUCAUUGAAAUGGGGUACACUAAGUUGCUGGAAUACCGGAACAAUGAGGGUGCAUUCAGCAUUUGGAAAGACACGAAUCCCAGCUCUUGGCUGGUGGCGUACAUACUCAAAGUAUUUAGGCUGACACACAAUCUUAUCAAAAUUGAUGAGGAUGUACUGUGCAGAGCUUUCAAGUGGCUAGUCCUGAAGACACAGCAGCCAGAUGGCAUUUUCAAAGAGGUUGGCCGUGUCUACCAAGGAGAAAUGGUGGGCGGUAUACAGGGGAAAGACAGUGAUGUCUCGCUGACAGCAUUCAUCCUCGUCGCCAUGCAGGAGGCCCGUCACAUCUGUGUGGAGGAAGUAAAUAGCCUGCAAGUCAGCAUGAAGAAAGCCAGCGAGUUCCUAUCUGGCAGGAUCCACAGCCUGACCAACCCCUACGCCGUGGCCCUCACUGCCUACGCUCUGGCCAAUGAGGGAAAUCAUCAGCUAGACAUCCUGAACCGCUUCUCAUCUGGACAAACACACUGGCCAGUCUCCGACAGUCACAUGUUCACUCUGGAGGCCACAGGCUAUGCUUUGAUGGUCCUAGUCCAGGCCAAGGAGUUUGACCAGGCUGGUCGUGUGGUCGAGUGGCUGACCGAGCAAAAGUUCUAUGGUGGUGGCCCCGGGUCUACCCAGGCCACCAUCAUAGUUUUCCAGGCUGUGGCUAUGUACGUAACAGAAAUAUCCGAUACGAAAGACACUGAACUGCAAGUGCGUUUGACCAUGAGGAACUGGAGGAGGCCCAUCCUUUGGAUGUUUGCUGGGAAUGCUGCUCACAUCACUCGCACACACAAGGUUCAGCCUGACGUAAAUGUGACUGUCACUGCAACGGGAACAGGCGAAGGGACCCUUUUGGUGAUGACGAUAUACAACAGUUUGCCUGAGGAAAAGGAACCAGAGUGUAGGAACUUUGAAUUGGAGGUGAAGCUAAAGAAGGAACCACAUGCUACUGAUGAAAAUGUUCUGGAAACAUACAAGCUCACAAUUGAUAUGACAUACCUAUCCGACAGAGAUGCCACCAUGUCUAUUCUGGAUAUCACCUUGCUCACAGGCUUCAUUGUAGAUAAGAAGGACCUCGAGAUGUUAACUGCAGGAAAGGACCAAUACGUCAAGAAGAUUGAGAUGAACACACAGCUUUCAGAGAAGGGCUCCCUUACUCUUUACAUGGACAAGGUGUGCAAAUGUAUUCCCCUGACCUUGAUGAAAAAGCGCUCGCAUUUGGUCUGCCUACACUUGUUGCAUUUGGCUUGUUGUUGCGUGACUGACAAAGUCUUUUGCUACCUCCUUUUUUCUACCUCCCCCCCCCCCCUCUCUCUCCUUCCACAGGUUUCCCAUCAGCUGCCUGACAGAGUGGCCUUCAGGAUACAUAAGAUAUACAAUGUGGGUCUGCUUCAGCCAGCUGCAGUUACUCUGUAUGAGUAUUACUCCAUGGAAAACCGCUGUAUGAAGUUUUAUCACCCGGAGAAGAAGAACGGGACCCUGAACAGGAUCUGCCAUGAGGAUGUGUGCCGCUGUGCAGAAGAAAACUGCAGCUACCAGAGGAAACAGGGAGCUGAAGAAAUGGACCGUGUGACUACUGCCUGUUCAGCUGGCAUGGAUUACGUGUAUAAAGUCAGAGUGGUCAGCGCUGCACUGACUUACACCAUCGACCGCUUCACUGUCCUUGUGGAGGAUGUCAUCAAAGAAGGCACUGACUCGGCGGUAAAGGGGAAACAGCGUACAUUUAUGGCCCAUCCCUAUUGCAGAGAGAGUAUAGCUCUAAGAGAAGGAAAAACCUACCUGAUCAUGGGCAAGUCUGACGACCUCAUCAAAGAUAAAGACGGGAUGAUGUACAUUCUGGGUGAAGGAACCUGGAUUGAAUACUGGCCGACCGAGCCAGAGUGUCAGCAGCCAGCAUUCCGUGAAACCUGUCUGAGCAUUGUUGGAGAUACAACCAAUCUAUUGAUGUUUGGAUGCCCCAUCUAAACCCUGCUCUGUUGUUUCUGAAUCUUUAUUUUGUAUGGUGACUUGUGCAAACUUUUUACUUCUGCACAGCUGAAAAUGUGAGGACUCAACACAAAAACAGCUAUUUCUAUAAAAUGGUAAAACGUGUAUAAAUGUCAUGAAAUAGAAACAGAUAAUCAGCUUUUGUCUCAAUUUAUCUUUUGAUCUCAAAUCCAAAUGCCUGAAGAAUAAAGUAUAGCAAAACUGA
This is a messenger RNA of Anguilla anguilla (European eel), 5175 nucleotides long. Its product is annotated as complement C3-like. The record is from RefSeq and is a predicted model, not a curated record. Gene Ontology annotation, molecular function: endopeptidase inhibitor activity; protein binding. The transcript is spliced from 39 exons. Bases 69 to 4949 code for a protein of 1626 amino acids. Gene Ontology annotation, cellular component: extracellular region. NCBI's taxonomy places the organism in Eukaryota, Metazoa, Chordata, Actinopteri, Anguilliformes, Anguillidae.